Penicillium paradoxum is the source of this 786-nucleotide messenger RNA. RefSeq lists its product as uncharacterized. NCBI's taxonomy places the organism in Eukaryota, Fungi, Ascomycota, Eurotiomycetes, Eurotiales, Aspergillaceae. The transcript is spliced from 3 exons. The record is from RefSeq and is a predicted model, not a curated record. Bases 1 to 786 code for a protein of 261 amino acids.
AUGGCCGCAAAUCAACCCGCCAUGGCCAUAAACGAGAUCCUCGCCAGGAAGCCCCAGGGCUACCACAGGCUUGCAAAUGUGAUGAGCAAGGACGCUGGCUUUGCUAUCUUCCGGAAUUUCAACGAAAUAAACAUCAUAAAUCUGCUCAGUUUGCAGGCUGAGAUAAAUGACUUGCGAAACAAGUUCGAAUUCCUUCACCGUUUGGAUGAUGCGUCGAGUAAUACCACAAGACAACAAUUUUCAAAACGCUUGUUGCUGUUGCAGCGAUCUAAAGGUGACGAGGGCCAGCAGCAUGAUCUUCUCCUGCAGUUACGCAAGAAGAUGAAAGACUAUAUUAACACUAUAAACUCAAUAGCAAGGCCGCGGAAGUCCCAUCUUGCCCUUCUCCAAGACUGGCUUCAAGAUUCUAAAGGAGGUGAUAACUUUCAGAAAGGCACCGAAAAUCAGUUAUGGGACGAGCCAGAUCCCUCCGCCUACCUGACGCUUUGGGCACCAACAGGCGAAAUGGAUAUAUUUUCGCGGGGAAUCACUCGUCUUGCCGUGGGUAUCUUCCAUCGCACAUGGGGCGAGAAACACGGACUUGGCAAGAUUGUUGAUGAGGAGAGCGGGUUGAUUUCAUAUGAUGACUCGAGAGUCAAUAUGGCGAGCACAGUUCUUGCAACUUUCCCGCUCGCCAUCCCGUUCGAGCUGCUCAUGCGACGAGUAGCUCCAGGUCCGGUUAAAACUGAUAUCGUCCUGGACAUGCAAGAGCUCCAAGAGAUUGCUGAGCGCAUCUGGGCAGUGUAA